AGGUGUUUUCGUAUGCCCCACCACGGAUGUUCCAAGGGUUGCAGAAUUAUAAAAGCAUUGCCCAUCGGCCAGUUCGAUAUCACAGCUCGCUCUGCCUUCAAGCUAACCACACCCAAGAUCCUAAUCCUCAAUCCAAGCAAGAUGUUCGCCAAGAUUGUGCUCGUUGCUCUGUGCGUGGCUUCUGCCCAGGCUGGUCUCCUGCCCUUCCAUGCUCCAGCUCCUCUGGCUGCCCCCCUGGCCGCUCCUCUUGCUGCUCCUCUGGCUGCCCCUCUGGCUGCUCCUGUGGCCACUGCUCCUGUCGUUGCCCCCUACGCCUCCAGCUUCAACGCCCAUCGCAUCAACCACGCUGUGGCCUACCCAGUGGCUCCUGCACCAGUUGCCUUCGCCGCCCCCGUUCCUGCCCCCCUGCCUGUGCCUGUAGCUGCUCCUGCCCCGGUGGCCUUUGCCGCUCCUGCCCCCGCUCCAGUGGCCUUCGCCGCCCCAGCUCCUCUGCCAGUGGCCGCUCCUGCUCCAGUUGCCUUCGCCGCUAAGGUUCCAUUCGGUCUGCCCGCCUUCGCUGCUCCGGCUCUGGCUCCAGCUGCUCCCGCCGUCGCUGUGGCUGCUCCCCCUAAGGUAGCCUUCGCCGCCCCAGCUCCAGUGGCUGCUCCCUUGGCCGCUCCUCUGGGAUUCGCCCCUGCCCCGGCGCCAGUUGCUUUCGCUGCCCCCGCCAAGUUCGGAUUUGCGCCUUUCGCCGCUCCUCUGGCUGCUCCCGCCCCUCUGGCUGUUGCUCCCAAGUUCGCCCCCGCCCCCUACUUCUUCUAAGGAAUUAGCCCAAGGAUCACCCACCAUCAGCACCCUUUCAUCCGUCCUAUUAGCUUGUAGGCUUAGUCCCAAUUAUCAUCCCUAGAGAGCACAAUGUUUGGUGAAUAAACAAUGAAUUUUUAAAUUUAA
Molecule: messenger RNA, 930 nt
Organism: Drosophila bipectinata
Lineage: Eukaryota; Metazoa; Arthropoda; Insecta; Diptera; Drosophilidae
Product: cuticle protein 38
Source: RefSeq, a predicted model, not a curated record